UCGCAAGGUUAACGCCACAGCUCCAUCCACAUCACGAUGCCACUGCUACCGCCGCCGCCGCCGCCGACGGCGCCUCCCGGGCGCGGGAGGCGGAGACUGGGCAGCCGACGGAGGCGACGAUCAAAGAGGAGGAACUGGGCAGAGCUGCCCCUGGACGUGAUGCUCUACGUCCUCCACAAGCUGGACGACGUCGAGCUCAUGUUCGGCGGCGCGGCCAGGGUGUGCCGCUCCUGGCACGACGCCGUGUGCGAGCCCGAGCUGUGGCGCCGCGUCGACAUGCGCGGCCGCUCCCGGCGCUUCCGGGAGACGGUCAGCCUCAACAAGGUGACGCAGCUCUCCAUUCGGUUCAGCGCCGGGCAGUGCCGAGAAUUCUUCGGCCAGCAGGACCUCGACAACGACCUCCUCCUCUUCCUGGCCGACCGGGCACCCUUACUGAAGAGCCUUCAUCUUACCAAGCAUUGUGAUGUAACCAGUAAAGCAUUGGCAGAGGCAAUGAAGAAAUUCCCUCUGUUGGAGGAGCUCGAGCUUUGUGAAUGUGAGAGAUAUGACACGUGCGUCUUUGAGCUUGUUGCAACGGCUUGUCCACUACUGAAGCACUUCAAACAUGUCAACGAUCGAGCAUAUUCGUGGUAUUAUUGGGAACGGGAUCUAUACCCCGUCGACAACCGCGAAGCCUUGGCAAUUGCAAGGAUGCAUGAGCUACGGUCCCUGAAGAUUUUCCACAGUGGCCUCGACAACCAAGGGUUGACAGCCAUCCUUGACGGCUGCCCUCACCUGGAGUCCCUUGACAUACGCUACUGCAGCAACAUCAUCAUGGACAGCAGCAUGCGAGCAAAGUGUGCCCGUGUUAAGACGAAGAAGGUGUAUCCAUAUGCGCCAACUGAUGACUGGGUGCGUCCUCGGUCUGGCAUCCAUGAUGACUCCAUCGAUGAUUCUUCCAAGUAUUUCGAGCCUGGCAGCCCUGUUAGUAGAUGUCAUUCUCCACGGGAUAGUUAUUGGUGGUUUCGCAGCAAUGGUGAGGAGCCCGACUGUCGGUUUUUCAAUGUGGAGCCUUGUGACUCCGAGGACUCUGAUCAUUCUCGCUUCUUUAGUGGUGCCGAGGAGACCGAGUUUGAGUACUGGAGGAUCUGAAGGACUGGUGUACACAACAUUUGGAUGUUCUGAUGGAAGUGCCCCAGCCAGGCCAGGCCAUAUGCUGCACUCUCCGGUAUCCGGUGCUUUCUUGCUCUGAUUUUGGCGGCAAUCCUGGUUGUGGUUCACCUCUCUGCAUGGAGUUUAAAUCUUGUUUAAUUUCUGCAUACAGAAUCUAUGCAGUUUUAAUUUUGAAUUGCCCAGAAUGUAUAGAGCUCAGAGCAAUAAAAGAGGUCGGCGAUGUUUUACUUGAGUUUGUAUGAAACAAUCAGAGAAGGUAAGAAAAACACAAUGCACUUGCCAAACUUUCGCCUUUGGAAUAAGAGCUUUUUACUUACUACUAGGAUUAACUUCAGCUGCAUUUCAGUGGAUGUAAAUGUUAUGCUUUGUUCGAUUUCAUCGAUCAAAUAUGUAUAGCUUACUAAUAAUCAGGUAAAUAUCCAUGAAAACUGUCACAUACA
Triticum aestivum (bread wheat) is the source of this 1592-nucleotide messenger RNA. Its product is annotated as putative F-box/LRR-repeat protein 23. The record is from RefSeq and is a predicted model, not a curated record. The transcript is spliced from 2 exons. Gene Ontology annotation, molecular function: protein binding. NCBI's taxonomy places the organism in Eukaryota, Viridiplantae, Streptophyta, Magnoliopsida, Poales, Poaceae. Bases 37 to 1131 code for a protein of 364 amino acids.